UCUCCUCGCGCUCUCAAUAUUGAGUUCUUAAAAAAUACACGUUCUCGCGCUCUCGUUCCUGCACCCGCUUCCGCUCUCGCUCCACGAACUGGUUACCUAAGACCAACCACACUAUUAACCCCGCAAUUUCAAUUGGAGACCCCAAAAGAAACUAAUCUAACAGAUUAAGGACCGAAUAGCUACCAUCCUCAACUUCAGGGACUGAAUCGGAACUAUUCCCAUGUUCCCUGUCCCCUGACCUGUUCAAAUCUAAAUAAGCCCAUAAUUUAUUAAUUUUCCCGGACUUAAAUCUAAUGGCCCGAAAUUCAAAUUUCCAGUAAACCCCACUCUGCCACUUUCCCCCAAAAUCCCAAACCAACGGCACACACAGACAAAGUUCUUCUUCCUUCCCACAUCCGUCAUCCCAAAAAAGUUACAAUCUUUCGCUGUGAUUCUCGCACGAAUGAAGCAGCCAGUGUUGUCGUCAACUUCCUGGAGCCGAAUCCACCGGCGGGAAGGAAACUCCAAUACCUCCAACUCGUCGACGAAGAAGAAGAAAGAAGGAAGAGAAGAACAGGGGAACAGCAGUGGCAGUAAUAAUAGAAACCCAUUUCAAGAUCUCAGCAAUGGCGGCAGCUUCACUGAUGUCAAUAGCAGCAUUGUGACAGUUGGUUCUUCUUCUUCUUCGGUUUCCUCCAUCGAAGCUCCUAAAGGCUGUCUCAGGUUCUUUCUCAAUCACUCUGCUGUUUCCACUUCAAAACCCCAGGUCGGAAAUAGAAACAACGGUAAUCAUCACAGACCGGUGAAAGUCAAAUCAAUGCACUGCAAAACCCCUAAAUCGGCGCCUAUCUCGCGACCCAGUAGGGGGGAUCGGGAGAAAGUUAAGGGGAUCCCUUCUGCAUGCUUGUACAAGCGGCAAUCCGGGAAGAACCCUAAACCUAUUCCUGGGGUUUCGAGGUUGGAUACUGUGAGGAAUCCUGUGAGCAAGUUGGAAAAUUCUGGAUCUGGAGAUAAAGGUUGUAUUGUGGAGGAAUCAAAUUCGACUCCUUUGAGACUGAUUGUAGCUGGGUCUGGUUUGGAUGUUACAGUGGAUAGGUGUAAGAAAGGCAGUAGCUUGAAUUCGAACUCAGAGAGCAGCAACACAAAAACGCCUCCACUUCAUGCCUCGAUAUCCCCGGAGAUACAACAACAAUGUCAAUCGUCAGCGCUUUCAACUGCUGCCACCAAAGUUGCUACUACUGCUACACCAGUUUGUUAUGGUGCUGGGCAUCUUCUUUCUGGGGUUACUGACAAGAGAAAAUGUAGGCCUAGGGGUUUACUUGUUGUAGGGGAAGCUAAAUCUGUUGAUAAGUUUGACAUCAACGAUGAUCAUGAAGCUGAUGAUGCUAUAAUAGAUGGUAAUGGGAUCAAUCUUUCACCGUCGAAUUUGCCUAUCAAGGCUUCAAUGCAUUGGCUUUUGUCGCCGGUUGAGAAGGACAAUGAGUGUAGUUCUGGAAAUGGCGGAGCACAGGAUCUGUCAAAAGAGCACACAGAGAGGAGAAUGAAACGUGCUUCUGUGACAUCAUCUGAUAUGGAAACUUCUCCUCUAGAAGAGAAAAUCGCUGGCUGUGGUGGAGAAGAUGGGUCUCGAUUCUCCAUGGACUUGUUGUGCAGUGUCAAUUUAUUACAAACCCCAGAAUCUGACUCUGGAGAGAAAGGCAAGAAAUACAAUCAGGGCUGGGGCUUCGAAUUGGAUUCAGUCGAUCAACAUUGGCCAGCUAGUUCAUCGUUCCAGUUUAAUUUGCCAACUACAGCUUCCAAUUCUGUUGUUGAUCUUUCACAGUUUCAGAACCCUCUUGACAUCAAGGAAUCCCGGCUUUCCAUUUCCACUUUCGACGAUAUGACGCAUUCUGAAGUCAGAAUCUCGUGGAGAGACGGGUUAGUGAGUAGGAUCUUUGAGAUGGAUGAGCUGGAUUGCUGUUGCAAGUGUUUAUCCGACGAAGAAGAGGAUAUAGAGGAUGAACCUCUUCAAACUCGUGAGCUCGAUCUCGAUAUAGAGAACAGUCGAACAUCGGAUGUAUGCAUUGAAACUUCCUCUGGUGGAAAACAUCGUGUGUUAGAUGGGAAAGCUAAAGAUGGUCUUCUUCUUCCUGCAGAGUCUAUGAACAUAAGCCGUGAUGGUGAUGCUCUAUUUCAAUCGGAUGACUCUGAUUGGACACAAUGUUACAAAAACCAACUGUUCAAGCUAAACAGCUGCCGGUUGCUGGACCCUAACCUCACGAUCUCCUGUUGCUGCUUCCUCAUAGCUCUGUCGGCGACGACCUUCUUCAAGUAACUCUUGCUCACGGUUGUUGUCAACGAAGCAAAAUCUCCUGCUGAGGUAUGACGCUGAUGUUGGCCUCCGUUGGUGACUUUCUGGAACUCUGAUGUGGAUAGGCACUUCGUAGUGGCGAUGAGCCUUGUAGCUCUUCUUGAGGGCACGAUAUGCCAUAGAGAUUAGGCCGUCCGUCCAUGGCGUUGUUGUGGUCUGUCGUGGGAAGGGUUUAAGGUAGUCGAGAGAGAGAGGAAUCUGAGAUGGGGAAAGAAGCAUGUUCCCUGUUGUACUGCUUCGUAUUUCAGGUGUGAUUCGAUAUUUACCUCACUUGGUUAUAUAGUGUUGUUAUAUGUUCAAUACCAAUAAAAAAAAAUAAAAAAAGAUUACUAUUAGGGUAUUCCUUAUCUUUGUACGACAAGAAAGAAAUGUGAAACCU
This is a messenger RNA of Linum trigynum, 2708 nucleotides long. The record is from the annotation of a GenBank genome assembly. NCBI's taxonomy places the organism in Eukaryota, Viridiplantae, Streptophyta, Magnoliopsida, Malpighiales, Linaceae.